Molecule: messenger RNA, 3250 nt
Organism: Cornus florida
Lineage: Eukaryota; Viridiplantae; Streptophyta; Magnoliopsida; Cornales; Cornaceae
Exons: 20
Coding region: 365-2659 (764 amino acids)
Biological process (GO): protein deubiquitination; double-strand break repair via homologous recombination
Molecular function (GO): ubiquitin binding
Source: RefSeq, a predicted model, not a curated record
AUGCAAAUCAAAACAGCCAUAUUUUCAUCUCACCCUAGUUGCUCUCUCCCUGUCUCUCUAACCCUCCCUGUUGGGUACUUUCUCUCCCCUCCGUCAAUUUAGAAUUUUGGCAGUACAGAGAUAGCACAAACAAAAAAGCUUCAAAUUCAUCAGUGGAUUCAAAGUUAGGUUCCUUUAUUCAAUCGUCGACACUAAGAUUUUUUCUUUAUAGUUCGACCUGAUUCGAUCGCAAUCGCAUAUCACUCGAGUCCAGUAUGGAAAAUCAGACUUCGCAGGGGUUUCGAGUUUGUGUUCAAGUUUGAAGUUCGAACUCGGAUCAGGUGAUCUUGAAGUGGGAAAGUUAGACAAUUCAUGUGUUUCUGCGAUGCACCGCGUGGGCAGUGCAGGGAACACAUCUAAUUCAGUUCGCCCUCGCAAGGAGAAGAGGUUGACCUACGUGUUAAACGAUGCCGAUGAUACAAAGCAUUGUGCAGGAAUUAAUUGUUUGGCUGUACUGAAGUCACCAGCCCCCAAUGGGGGCGAUUCCCUCUUCACUGGGAGUCGUGAUGGCACGUUAAGAAAAUGGGCAUUGGCUGCAGAUGGUGCCACUUGCUCUGCUACAUUUGAGUCGCAUGUCGAUUGGGUAAACGAUGCUGUCCUUGCUGGUGGUAACACACUUGUUUCCUGUUCGUCAGACACCACCCUCAAGAUCUGGAAUUGCUUGUCUGAUGGAACUUGUACGAGGACACUUCGUCAACACUCUGACUAUGUUACUUGUCUUGCUGCAGCAGAUAAAAAUAGGAAUGUCAUUGCGUCCGGCGGGCUGGGCGGAGAGGUUUUUGUAUGGGAUAUUGAAGCUGCACUUGCUCCCCUCUCCAAGUCGGGUGAUCCUAUGGAAGAUGAUUGUUCGAAUGGUAUCAAUGGUCCUGGAAAUUCACUACCCAUUACUAGUCUACGUACUAUUAGCUCAAGCAACAGCAUUUCUUUGCAUCCAACUCAGUCUCAUGGAUAUGUUCCCCUUGCUGCUAAAGGCCAUAAAGAGUCAGUUUACGCAUUGUCAAUGAAUGAUAGUGGAACCCUUCUUGUUUCUGGUGGAACUGAGAAGGUCAUACGUGUUUGGGACCCUAGAACUGGUUCAAAGACAAUGAAGCUUAGAGGGCAUACAGAUAAUAUUCGGGCUCUUCUUUUGGAUUCUACUGGCAGGUUUUGCUUAUCGGGAUCCUCUGAUUCUAUGAUCAGACUAUGGGAUCUUGGUCAGCAGCGAUGUGUGCAUUCCUAUGCCGUGCAUACAGAUUCUGUCUGGGCACUUGCCAGCACCCCCACGUUUAGUCAUGUUUAUAGUGGUGGGAGAGACCUUUCUUUAUAUUUGACAGACUUGGCAACAAGAGAGAGUAUUUUGCUUUGCACAAAGGAACAUCCUAUUUUGCAGUUAGCAAUGCAUGAUGAUGGUAUAUGGGUUGCAACAACAGAUUCUUCCAUAUAUAGAUGGCCGGCUGAAGGCAAUAAUCCUCAGAGUGUAUUUCAAAGAGGCGGCUCAUUUUUGGCUGGAAACUUAUCAUUUUCAAGGGCAAGGGCUUCCUUAGAAGGAAGUACCCCAGCUCCUGUUUACAAGGAACCGUCCUUUAUCAUUCCUGGGACUCCGGGUAUAGUGAAGCAUGAAAUUUUAAACAACAGAAGGCAUGUCCUGACUAAGGACACUGCUGGUUCAGUGAAGUUAUGGGAGAUUACCAGGGGCGUUGUGGUCAAGGACUACGGAGAGGUUUCGUUUGAGGAGAAGAAGGAAGAGCUCUUUGAGAUGGUAAGCAUUCCUGCUUGGUUCACUGUUGAUACCAGGCUUGGAAGUUUGUCUGUCCAUUUGGAUACCCCUCAAUGCUUUUCUGCAGAGAUGUAUUCUGCUGACCUUAACAUUGUUGGGAAACCUGAGGAUGACAAGGUUAAUUUGGCGCGGGAAACCCUUAAAGGACUCUUGGCUCAUUGGUUAACUAAAAGAAAGCAGAGAUAUGGAUCCCAAGCUUCAGCCAAUGGAGAAGUUUCAUCUGGGAAGGAUAUAUCUGCUAAGAGUCUGGCUCUUUCAAGAGUAGAAGUUGAUGGAACUGCUGAAAAUGAUUCUGUGGUAUAUCCUCCAUUCGAGUUUUCAACUGCUUCAUCACCUUCCAUUAUUACUGAGGGCUCUCAAUCUGGUCCAUGGAGAAAAAAAAUUACAGACUUAGAUGGAACCGAAGAUGAGAAGGACUUUCCUUGGUGGUGUCUGGAUUGUGUGUUGAAUAAUCGUCUGCCUCCCAGAGAAAAUACCAAGUGCAGCUUUUAUUUACAUCCAUGUGAAGGCUCAGCCAUCCAGAUUCUCACACAAGGGAAAUUGAGUGCGCCUCGUAUAUUGAGAAUACAUAAAGUUGUUAACUACGUCAUAGAAAAGAUGGUUCUUGAUAAACCAAUUGAUAAUUUAAGUUCUGAUGCAACUUUUGCUCCUGGGCUGCCUGGAGGGCAGUUACAGCAUUCAGCUGUUGGAGAUGGUUCUUUCCGGUCUGGGUUGAAGCCUUGGCAAAAGCUCAAGCCUUCUAUAGAGAUCUUGUGCAAUAAUCAGAUCUUGUUACCCGAAAUGAGCUUAGCCACGGUUCGGGCGUAUAUAUGGAAGAAAUCUGAGGACCUUGUCCUCAACUACCGAGUGGUGCAGGGCAGGUGAUUUCAUGACAUGCAAGAGGGUCUAACCCUGGGUAAUGGAGAUUCUGUGCUUGUGUAAAGUGCUUGGGAGUAAUUGAUCUUCGGUGGAUUCUUGUCAUGAUGAGUAUUAUUUGUUGCUUCCUUGUAAAUCUGGAAAACUAAAUGCUUUGCUGAAUUGAGCAGCAUUUCAAAUUCGCUGAGAAUCAUGGUAGCAAUAUGACGAAUUUUGAACGUUGUAUAGCCGACAUGCAAUCUUUAUAGACAUUUGUGGACUGAGUUCCCCAUUUGACAAUAGAAGGGCUUUGAUAUUGAAGGAGAAUUAGCACAGGGAGUGUCUUUUCUUUCUGUGAAGAGCAAAAUUAGUGAUAUUAUGACGGAAAGUUCUGUAGAUUUGUAUUGUGGGGACAUGAUACCUAGCAAAAAUCACUCUUUCAGAAGGUGAUAUUUUCUUUGCCUGGAAAUAAAACGAUUCCCAUAUGUGUCGAACUAGUCAUUUGAUUUACCCAUCAUUUUUUCUUCUUCUUUUUGCUCCUCUCAUGCUAUCGUUUGUAUAUCCAUAUUCCCAGAGAUUCAACUAAAUGGAAAAUUUGCUGUUGCAAGGCUUCAUUUAUAA